AUGUUGCUCGACACAGCUAUCCAGAACCUCCCCCAGGUCCUCCGGGCCCUCUUCGUCGCCGUCCCAGUUCUCAAGUACGGCCCCGUGGUGCGCAUCGGCCCGCGGCACCUGUCCUACACCGACCCGCGCGCGUGGAAGGACAUUUUCGGGCACCGGGCGGGGGAUCAUAUCGCGCUGCGGGAGAAUGGCAAGAGUGAGAUGUUCUAUCGCAAGCAGCUGAUUGAUCGGGAUGGCAUGGACGCGCCGAAUAUUUUGGAUGCGGAUCGCGAGGAGCAUUCAAGAUUGAGGAGGGCCGUGGCGGCCGGGUUCAGUGACCGCUCCAUGAGGGAGCAUGAGCCGAUUAUUAUGAAGUAUGUGGAUCAGUUGAUGAGGGGGUUGAGGCGGAAGACGGAGAUGGGCGAGGAGGUGGAUAUGGCGGCGACUUUUGUGGGCCAUGAAGUAUGCCGGUAUGGGAUACGUCCUGGGUUUAGGUGGGCGCUGAACAAGCUGGUCAAGUGGGCGGCUUGGGACUCGUUCAAGCAGAUGAUGAUUAUGAUGGAGAAGAAGUUGCGGCAUCGGUUGGAUAUGGACCAGGAGCGGAAUGACCUGUUCGAGGGGCUGAUGAGCAAACGGGAGGAAUGGAACCUCGACCUGCAACGCCUGCAAUCCAACGCCACCCUUAUCGCCGCCGCUGGGUCCGAGACAACGGCCAGUCUGAUGGCAGGCGUCACCUUCCACCUCUUGCAGAAUCCCGAGGCUCUCGAGAAGCUGAACAAGGAAGUGCGGUCCGCGUUCAAGAGCGCCGACGAGAUCACCAUCGCUUCGGUUUCCCGGCUGCCUUACCUCCUAGCCUGUUUGAACGAGGGGCUCCGCCGCUACCCCCCGGCUGUCAGCAACCUCCCGCGUGAUGUGCACGAGGGAGGUGAGAUGAUCGCAGGCGAGUGGGUGAACGAGAAUACCAUUGUCGAGAUCCAGCAGUACGCCAUUAACCACAGCUCCCAGCACUGGCGCGACCCCUUCGCCUUCCGGCCCGAGCGGUGGUUGAACAAAAUCGACGCCGAUCUCGGCGAAGCGAAGGAGCGGGACGAAAAGGAUAUCGACGGAGACCGGCUCGACGCCAUGCAGACCUUUAGUGUUGGGCCGAGGAACUGCGUGGGGAGGAACCUUGCAUAUGCCGAAAUGAGAGUCGUCAUGGCUCGUAUGGUGUUUGAGUUUGACAUGGAGCUCUCGGAGCGGAGCAAGAACUGGCUGAAGGAGGCCAAGGUAUACACCAUCUGGAAGAAGACGGAGCUUUUCCUGCGCCUUACGCCGGUGAAGAGGUAA
Molecule: messenger RNA, 1302 nt
Organism: Chaetomium globosum CBS 148.51
Lineage: Eukaryota; Fungi; Ascomycota; Sordariomycetes; Sordariales; Chaetomiaceae
Exons: 6
Coding region: 1-1302 (433 amino acids)
Molecular function (GO): heme binding; monooxygenase activity; iron ion binding
Source: RefSeq, a predicted model, not a curated record